UCAAGUUGUACAUCCCAAGUUGUAAACAGUUAAGUCGCAAUGGCCACGAGUGGAACUGUACAUCGUCUGGACGGAAAGGUGGCAUUAAUUACAGGUGCCAGUGCGGGAAUAGGAGCAGGGACUGCUGUACUGUUUGCAGAACUAGGAGCACAGCUAGCCCUGACUGGACGUAAUGAAGAAAAUCUCCAAACAACUGCAGCCCAGUGUGUUCAGAAGGGUAGCAAACAGCCUCUCCUGAUUGUAGCCGACAUGUUGAAAGAAGAGGAUGUUACUCGCAUUUUUAAUGAGACCAUCAAACAUUUUGGACAACUAGACAUUUUGGUUAAUAAUGCUGGAAUCCUUAAAGUAGGCGGCAUUGACAACACAUCAUUGGCAGAUUUUGAUGCUGUAAUGAACAUUAAUGUCAGAGCUCCCUACCAGCUGACGAUGCUGGCUGUGCCAUAUCUGACCAAAACCAAAGGUACCAUUGUGAAUGUGUCCAGUGUCAAUGGUAUGAGGUCGUUUCCGAAUGUACUUGCCUACUGCAUGUCGAAAAGUGCUAUUGACCAAUUUACUCGCUGUACAGCUCUGGAACUUGCUUCAAAAGGAGUCCGUGUAAACAGUGUAAACCCGGGAGUAAUUAUUACAGAAAUCCACAAACGAGGAGGCAAGACAGAAGAGGAAUACCAGAAGUUUCUUGAGCAUUGCAAGACGACACAUGCUUUAGGCCGUGUUGGGGAUGUACAGGAAGUUGCUAGGACGAUUGCCUUUCUUGCAUCAGACAGUUCCUCCUUCAUCACUGGUGCUCAGAUACCCAUUGACGGGGGACGGCAUGCCAUGUGUCCACGCUAGUCUCUGAUCUGGAUUUCUUGGGAGCUUGUCUCUAUUUACUGUGUAUUUAACAGGGGAAGAUCAUACCUCAUAUCUUGUCAAGGCUUCCCCAUAUUUUGACUAUGAUAUGAAAAUCUUGAAAACACUGAUAGGUUAUCGUUGUAGGUGCUUAAAACAUGGCCAAGUGUGCAUGUAAAGGUCUUAUUUUUUCUGUGAAUCAAAUAUGACUUUAUCUCUUGAUAAAUGUGAAAAAUAUUGAGCAAUAAAAAUAUAUGAAUGUAAAGGUAUUUUAUUUAUUGAUUGGAACUCUGUAAUAGGGUUAGAAAUUGUCAGAAAUGAUAUACAUUUGAAUAUUUCACUUGAUAUGCCAAUUCUAUUUACAGCAAGUUUUAGUGUACUUAAAUGUUUUUAUGAUUUUUAAAAAUUGUGGCAUAUUUUUCAAACAUUCCAAAAAGUAGACAUUUAAAUAAAAACAAGUAUCAUGAUACUUCCUUGCCUAGUUUCUAUACACAAACAGUUUAAUGAAUGCAGGAAUCAACUAAGUAAAGAUAUAGAAACAUUUGGAGCUGAUUUGAUUAUGACAUGUACGUUGCCAUAACAUUUUUUAGAACACACCUAGAGCUCAGAUAUUUGUGUGUAUAUGUGUAAUAGAUGCUAUAUAUUAUACCUGGUUGCUGGUGGUUAUUGGUACACAGUACAAGUGUUAUGUUGUGUGCUAUCGUUUGCUGGAUUUUUAAUCUUGUCAGAUUUGUCUAGUACCUAUACAUGAAAUUGUAAUUAAUUUGAUAAGUGAAUUUAAAUUGCAUAACCAAUUGUUUAAAACAUGUUACCUACAAGGGAGGAAAUUCAUCAAAAUAUAAGAAUUUGGAAAACAGAUGUAUACUUUGGUUAUGUAUUUUUUUCUAACUUUUUGACAUAGUAUGUAUGGUAUUAAGACAUUUUAAACCUGUAUGUUUGCAAGGUUGUUGAUAUUCUGUAAUAUUCACCUCAAAUGAGAUUUUGUUACAGAAUAUCAGACCUGGGCUCGGAUGAUGGAGGCAGUCAUGAACACACACAUAACACAUUAUGUUAUAUGAGAAAUGAAAACAUUGGAGCUUGACACCCAAUCUUUAAGUCAAUUUAUCUUGUUUUGGUUUAAAUUACAUUUCAGACUGCAUAUAUUUGGAUAGUUGUUAGUUGUACAUAAACAGAUAUACAGGAAUAUUGAUAUUACACCUAUAACCCAAAUCAACUGACAAUACUAUCCCAUCAAUCUGAUGAAAAUACAGAUCUUAAUUAACAACACCUUUAUUUUCUGUUCAUUAAUGAUUUUAAUAGGACUGCUAUCACUUAGGAAAGACUGGACCUGAUUGUUAAGGUCAUCAAUAUCACGAUGUCAACAUGAGUUGAUGGAUCCAUGAAAAGUAUAUUGUUUAUGCAGUUCAUGAAUGUUAUUAUAUACAAGAUUGAAGUUUUUUUAUGAUGUGGAAAAUUGUGAAUAAAUUACUGGAAAUUGUAAUUCCAUGAAUGCUUGUAUUCAGAAAUGUUUUGUUUUGUUUUUAUAUUUAAAAUAUUAAAUAUGUGUGGAGACAUAUGAUUUAAAUGUGCUAUAUAUGUCUCUAGUGGGAAUGGCUGGUUUUGUAAUAAAAUUUACAGAAGUUGGAAA
Ylistrum balloti is the source of this 2455-nucleotide messenger RNA. RefSeq names its product 3-oxoacyl-[acyl-carrier-protein] reductase FabG-like. Lineage: Eukaryota; Metazoa; Mollusca; Bivalvia; Pectinida; Pectinidae. The transcript has 9 exons. The record is from RefSeq and is a predicted model, not a curated record. Gene Ontology annotation, molecular function: oxidoreductase activity. The coding region runs from base 40 to 831 and encodes 263 amino acids.